CGCUGGACAGGCGUUUGGCUAGCGACCGUUGGCUAACGGCUGCGUGAAGUACGGUUGCGCUGAGAAGACCAAGUUUUCUGUGGUGGGAACGGCUAAAAUUUCAAUUUGACCGCAUCCUUGCGAAAGGUGCCGUGUCUGGACCGACAUUUUAGGCUCUGCGACGUGUGGGACGCUUCAGCGGUUGUGGGGGAGCGCCGUGCAUCACUGCGGCUGCUGGAGGAUCUGCUCGGCGGAGGCGAAGACGCCGAGGUUUUGUUGGUAAGACGCCAUCGCUGCAGGUUUUCGGAGGACUGGGCAGGAUUACCAGGAUUAAAAAAGGUAAUAUCCAGUCCCUGCACACCAGUACUGAGAGCUGACAAGUCAUGAGCAGUGGCCAUUCAGGAAAGGGUCACAAUGUCUGCAAUCACUGGACUUCCUACAAGAGGAUCGGACGUAACCGUUCUUGUAGAUAGAGUUCACUUGCAUCCCCUAAGUGUGCUGGUAGAGUUCUGGGGAAAAUUUAGCCUGCAGAGAACAACAGAUUAUCAGAUCUUGGCGGAUGAAAUUCAGUCACAUGGAGCCUUAUUUAAAGACCUAGAGGGAAAUCCCGGAGACCAAUGCUUAGUUCAGAUAGAUGCUACUUGGUACAGGGCACGCAUAGUGUCAAAAAAUGGCUCCAAAUACGAUGUCUUCCUCAUCGACAGAGGGAAGAUGUGUACUGCCACCACAAGCAAGCUAGCAUGGGGUAAAAAGGAGCAUUUCCAGCUGCCCCGUGAAGUGGAGUUUUGCAUACUAGCAAACGUGCUACCCCUGGCAUCUGACAAUAGAUGGUCUCCAAUGGCUCUUGAGUUUCUGAAAUCUUUCAGUGGAAAGUUAGUGCAUGCACAUGUGCAAGACGUGCUGGUGCCAGAAAGAAUGUUUCUUCUGAACAUCCCUUGCAUAUCCAAACAAAUGUAUGAGUUGGGGUUUGCAAAGAAGCUGUCUCCAGUAGCCUUCCACAACUUUCUCGUUAUGUCACUGAAAUCCCUCAACGGAGCCGAAGUGUCAACGGGGGUCCAGCAGCUCCACGCGGGAUCGGGCGAGCCACUGCGGAAACAGGAACUGUUCAUAUACCCGGAGUUGUCAGGAGGAACUGUGGAGACGGUCAUCGUGACAGAGGUGACAAAUCCUCAACAGAUCUUCUGUCAGUUGAAAGUUUUUUCUCACGAGUUAAAAAAACUAACGGAGAGGGUGACGCAGAGCUGCGAGGGCAAAGGGUCCAGUUGCGUUAUAAGCUCGGACAUGAUUGGGUACCCAUGCGCAGCAAGAGGAACAGGCGGUAAGUGGUACCGCUCUGUUAUACAGCAGGUGUUCCAAACAAAUAAAGUGGUGGAGGUGUUGCAUGUGGAUUUUGGAACAAAGCAGUUUGUGCAGAUGGAAAACGUGAGGCCACUGGCUGCAGAGUUCCUUAGGAUGCCAGUUGUCACGUACACGUGCUCCCUCCAUGGGCUCCUUGACAAAAGGACGGGUUGGACGACCAGUGAAAUUGACUUCCUCAGGUCAGUCCUGCUUCACAAGUCUGUAAUAGCAAAGUUUGAGUACCAAAGCAUCACUGAGGAGGUCUACUAUGUCACGCUCUAUGGUGACGACAACAUAAACUUAAACACCUUGUUUGGUUCCAAAGAAAUCAGUUUCGUCAGGUAUGAGAAACCACCUGGGCAUUGUGCCCUGCCAAGUCUGGCUUACAGCCAUCAGCAGCCAGUCCAGCCAGAGCGAAAGCUGUUACCGUCUCAACAGACCGUGGAGGAGAAAGAACAGACAACCCUUUCAGAUAAGCCUCCAGCUGAAGAGCUCGCCCUAAACUCCUCACACUUGGCCGUUGUUCAGCACGUGUCCAAUCCAUCCGAGUUUUGGAUCCAAACCGAGAACUACAGAAAAGAUUUGGAGGAAUUGUUGGACCGUAUCUACCAGCUGUACCGGGAUUCAGGGAAGACUCACGCGGUGAAGUAUCCAGCUCCUGGGCUCUACUGCGCCGCGCAGGCACAAGACGGUGAAUUCUACAGAGCAACUGUGACAGAGGUCGGCGAGACCCAAGUCACGGUGUUCUUUGUUGAUUACGGUAACACGGAAGUGGUGGAGAAGAGUAAAAUCCGGACCCUCCCCCCUGAAUUCAAAAAGACUCCACAGCUGGGUUUGAAAUGUUCCCUUGCUGGGGUCAGACCAAAAGAUGGGAAAUGGAGUCAACAUGCUUCAGAAUAUUUCACCGAAGCAGUCGCAGACAAGCAGCUCAAAGUGCAUGUGAAAGAAAAAUAUAGAGACUGCUAUGUCGUCCAGCUGACAGAUCCUGGGGUGCAGGGGGAGCAAGAUGUUGCUACACAAAUGUGCAAUAAUCGCCUCGCUGAAAGAACAGAGAAUCCAAGGCCAGCCUUAGUCAGAGGUGCGGGGAAGCCUUCCAGUAUUCCUCCAGCGCAGCUCGCUGACGCAGGACUCCCAGAGGUGCGUAAGCAAAGUGGACUAUCUUUCAAGUCCAUGAUUGGGCUUCACAACGCUGAGACAAGAGUCGCUACCUUUAAGGAGCAAAUGUUUCCCAUCGGAAGCGUCCUUGAUGUCAACGUUUCUUACAUUGAAAGUCCAAAUGACUUCUGGUGUCAGCUGGUUCAGAAAGCUGGGCCUUUGAGGUCGCUUAUGUACGACAUGCAGGCCUACUAUGCAGCCAGUGAGUUUGAGCCCAACGUCGACGCUGCCUGUGUAGCUCGUCACCCUGAUAAUGGAAUGUGGUACAGAACUCUGGUUAUCCGCAAACUUGAAAGCGCUCAGGUGAUUGUGUUGUUUGUCGACUAUGGGCAGACUAUGACGGUCUCCCUCUUCGACCUGAGAAAGAUAUGUCCAGCGUUCCUAACGCUCCACGGUCAGGCCUUUCGAUGUAGCCUGUUGAACCACAUCAAUCCGACAUCUCCCAUUAACGAGUGGAACCACAAAGCAACGGAGAUGUUCCAAAAUUUCGUUAAAAGCGCCGACUCCAACUUCGUCAUCCUCAAGUGCACCAUUUAUGCCGUCACGUACUCCGAGCAGAUGGUCCUUCGCAACAUUGUGGAUCUAGAGACUCCGUUUGAAAGCAUCUGCACCAGUAUGGCCGACCUGGUCACAAGUGUCCCUUCCAAGAUGCCUUCCGGGGCGUCUCUCCGUUUGGACACGUACUACUACUCGACACACAACAUCAAAGUUGGCACAGAGGAGCAGGUCACAGUGUCGUGGGUGAGCAACGUCAGCGAGUUCUACUGCCAUCUUGACAGGAAUGCUGACGUGAUGAAGGAUCUCACAGUAAAGGUGAACGCUCUCUGCCAGCAGCUUGAGAAGGCGAAGGUCCCGACGGUCUUCGGAGCCUUGUGCUUUGCGAGGUACACGGAUGGACAGUGGUACAGGGCUCAGAUCAAAGCCACAAAACCAGAACUACUUGUCCACUUUGUGGAUUACGGUGACACGGUUCAGGUGGACGCGUCUGACCUGCUGCCCGUGCCCAAAGAGGCGAGCGACAUCAUGUCUGUGCCCGUGCAAGCGGUUUUGUGCGCGCUGUCCGACGUCCCUCCCGAUGUUCCCGUUAAGGCAAAUGAGUGGUUUGAGAAAACGGCGACAGAAUGCCAGUUCCGUGCCCUGAUAGUGGCCAAAGAAGCUGAUGGCAAACUACUGGUGGAGCUGUACCACGGACACACCCAGGUUAAUGCGAAGAUAAAGAAAACCUUUCAGAUUGAGAUGCAGGAAGAGCAGGUUAUCUACCAGAGUUGGAAACCGUCCGAGGCCCCAGCAUCUCAUGCGCCGAAGAGGACUUUACCAAACCGAGCCACGGACAGUAAACUUUAUGAACAAGUCCCCAGAAAAAACUUCCCUAUCACAAAGCCUUCAAGUCAAAUCAAGACUGGUGGCAACUUUGCUGAUGAGAAUCUCAGGCCUGCAAAAACUCCCCCAGGUCAACAAAGCAGAUUACCUCCCCGAGAGCUGUACAGACCUCCACAUCAAAGGCAGCCGAACAGAACGGCGACUAAGGAUGGUGCUAGCGAAGCUAACGCUGGGCUGGAACCCACAACAGUCAGCCCUCCCCCUGAAGCUGAACAGUUCAUCCCAGAAUCACCCGGCACAAAAUCCCAGCAGGGAAACGCAGCCGAGAAGCUCCCAAAACUGUCCGACCUCCCGUCGAGAUGCAUCGCCCCCGGUUCAGCCGCGGACGUUUACGUCUCUCACUGCGACGGCCCGCUGAGCUUCUGUGUGCAGCGUGUCGACGAAGAGGACGCAAUGUUCUCUCUGGCGGAGAAGUUGAACGAUCCAUCUUCAACACCAGAAGCCAGCAUCAACGGAGACGUGCAGCCGGGGGACCUGGUCAAAGCGGAGUUUGCGGACGACCUGUCAUGGUACCGAGCGGUCGUCAAAGAAACCAGUGAAGACGCCACGGCUCUAGUUGAGUUCAUCGAUUUCGGGAACACGGCAACGGUGGCCGCUUCCAAAUUGGAACGACUCCCCCAGUCUCUGCUGCUGCUGCCGGUUUAUAGCACGCGCUGCAGGCUGCGUGGCGCCGCGCUCCUGGGGGAGGAGAAGGCGCUCGAUCCGCACGCGGCGUCCGCUUUUAAAGAAGACGCGGGCAGCGGUGGAGACAAGGUGCUCAAGUGUCGGUUCAUUGAGCGGGUGGGGUCCGUGUGGGAGGUUGGUCUGGAAGAGAACGGCGUGGAUCUCUGGUGUAAAGUGUCUCCAGAGAGCAGAAACAUCGCCGGGGAGAGACUAGCAACGGAGGAGUUUAUUGAAGUGGAGUCUGAGAGACCACCAGUGCGACCCUGCACUCCAGGCUACGCACAUCAGAAGGAGGUUCUAGAGGGGCAGAAGCUAGAGGUGUACAUCUCAACCAUCAAUGAAGAUCAGACCUUUUGGUGUCAGCCUGCUGAUUCACAGGAGCUCUGUAAGAUAACGUCAGCAGUUUCAGAGGUUGGCAACGCAGCCGACGCACGGAUUCAUCCAGACGGUCUACUCCCGGGGACGCCAUGUGUGGCUCUGUUCGCUGACGACCAGCUUUGGUAUCGCGCAGAAGUUGUGGAUAAAAACGAGGACGAGCUUUCUGUCCUUUUUGUGGACUACGGCAACAUGUCGCAGGUCGGCGUUACCGAUGUCCGGGCGGUGCCGCCCGCCUUACUGGAAGUCCCACCCCAAGCGUUCCUGUGUGAGCUGGAAGGCUUCAACUCUUUGCGCGGACGCUGGACAGACGGCGCGGCAGAUGAGCUGUCCACGCUUACAGCAGACAAGCUGUUACAGCUCACUGUGGCCGCAGUGAGCACGACAGGAGGGAGACUGAAGUGUGUGGUAGAGCUGGAGUGUGAGGGCCAGGCGAUAAGUGCAGCAAUGCGUGCCUACUGGGAGGCUUUCACCACGGCAGAAGCGCCCGAUGCCGGGGCGUCGAUCGGAUCGCCUGAACCGCCGCAGCAGCUCGACUCAACCAGAGCUAUGCUGGAGCUUCACGACAAGCCUGACGUGCGAGGUGCCAGCGAUGCUGCUUGCACGGCGUCUCCGGGUGGAUACAGCGAAGAACGAGGUGCUGAGGAGCUCAGCGCCUCCCCAGCAGAACACCAGGUCUUGAAGUUAGUCGGCAGUCCAAAGCGCAGUGAGUGUUCUGAUGACCCGAACGCUGAGGAGUCUUUGCUGGAGUCUGCUGAGGAGGAGCGAGACUCCAGUGAAGGGGCGACCGCGGUCCCUGAAGAUAUGUUGUCCUCUGAUGGCGGCAUAGAUGAAGCCUCGCAACUCUCAGUUGACCUCAAAGAUGACCAAGACACUCUGAGCCAAAAUACCAUGGAGGUCGCUGGCCAAGAUGGCGAGGAAGAAGAGGCCUCGGUGCUUCACGCUGAAGAGCCGGAGGAUGAUUCCGACCCGAUGGAUGAUGCUGCAGAGGAGGAGGAGGAGGAGGAUCUGGAGACUGGAGCUGGUGACGGGGGCGAGUUUUUUACUUCCACCCACAGCUUGGACAUGGACCCUGCUGACGCUCCAGCUGUGGUAACAGAUGAAAGGGAUGUUGCUAGCGUACAUCCUGACCCGAUGACCCGUCCAUCAGACGCAAACAUGCUCAGUGUAGAUCUCAGCGCGGUCACGGAACUUCAAGAAAAUGUUUUAAAAGAGGGAACAGAUUCCUCCAAACAGACUGAACCAGUACCCUCCUCUCCUACGGUCCUAAUUCCGCUGUGUGAGCAGGAGACCGAGGCUGGAGAGGGCAGUCUACAGGAGGGCCGGACACAAGUGAAGGAGACGACUCAGAAACAAGAGGCCGAUGUGGCAGGGGAAGAGGCAGCUCCAGCUCACCCCGCCGACACCCAGCCAGCUUUGCUCCAACACCCAGCAGCAGACAGAAGUGAAGAGCACCACAGCACGGUCCCCUCUGCAGAAACGGAUGAGGAUCCUGACGAUGGGCCCUGCUCCCUGGCAGAGACGCGUCCUGCAGAUCCGGAAGAACCGAGUCGUCACGAAGAGAUGAGUGCAGGAACAGAUGGCCUGAGCGACGGCACGGCGGAGGAAAGGCUCCCUCGCAUCGCCGAGAGUUCCAACAUGGCGGCCGUUUCUGAAGGAGAUGUUGCUCCGCUGAUAAAAGACGUGCGUGAGAGGAUGGUGCCUGCUGAGGAAUCAGAUAUGGUGCAGGAGGAAUCAGGAGAAGGUCCAGCAGGCAGCACAGCUGGAAGAGCCGGCGUUCCCCUGCAGGGCGAGGCGCCGCGUACCCCCGGUCCUGACACGGCGGUAGAAUCCUCACGGCCGGACAUCCUUCCCCUGGUCCGCGACGCGUCUCUGACCCGUCACUGUGACCCUGUCUUUCAGGACGGCUCAACGCUUGAAGACGAGACCUUUACCAGCGAGGUUUUGCCAGCUGACGUGGAGCCGCACAUCUGCACAGAUGUGAGGAACAGCUUUGAAGAGUUGAGGCGUUUUGCCUUUGAGAUCCGCUUGGAAGACGUCUCUCAGGACUCGGAGCAAGAAGCUGAAAUGAACGCAGACUGUACGUCUGAGCAGACCUCCUCUCCACUGAACAAGUUUGAUGACCCCGCUCUGUCCGAGGAAAGCUCCUUGUCUGCAGAGGACAGCUUUGAGGCCCAGCUGUCCAAGAUAACCCACCUGUCUCUGAUUAUAUACGACGGAGCUGCUGAUGCUGAGCUGGCUGAGCAGCAGCCAGAGGAGUGACCACCUUUUGCUCUACGGCCUCAGAUGUGAAGUUGAUCAGCUACUUGUGUUUUGUUUGAAAUCGGUUAGCUCUGCUCGGCCGUAGCGCCAGUCCUGGUUUUUCGUUGACUCAGCAGGUCCCGUUUCCUCUGGGAGCUAAUGUCACGUUUUCAUUGUUUUCUAAAA
Messenger RNA from Fundulus heteroclitus (mummichog), 7317 nucleotides. RefSeq names its product tudor domain containing 6 (gene tdrd6a). Bases 394 to 7152 code for a protein of 2252 amino acids. Gene Ontology annotation, biological process: spermatogenesis. The transcript has 18 exons. The record is from RefSeq and is a predicted model, not a curated record. NCBI's taxonomy places the organism in Eukaryota, Metazoa, Chordata, Actinopteri, Cyprinodontiformes, Fundulidae.